GAGAGUGUAACGAAGACUAGUAAGGAAGGGGGGAGGGAAAAAUAGUUAGAGUUGCGUGAAGGGCUGGGAGUUGACAUCAGGGCUUCACACUUGUCUGCUGAAAUGUGUCUCACUUUCUAGCAAGCUAACUAAGAAUAACGAGAGAGAGAGGGAGGGAGGAAAAAAUAGGAACUGAAAAGUUACAGCUGUGUCUGAGUGUAACUAUUCUCUCUCAGUUUCUCUUUCAUCCUUUUUUCAGACUGUUGAGCUGUCGAAGGGAAAGGAGAACUGUUGAAGACAGCCGUGGACUGGCGUCACCGCCCAGAGUUGUCACAGAGCUAAAGAUUGGACAUGGAUUCUCAGAUAAAGCUGCAGUUCAUACACUGACAUACUGUAAAUAGUGAUGCAAAUGUAUUCAAACGUUGAAAAGUCCCGAAGGAUUUUGUAACGAUGGAGGGCGACACAGAGAGCGAUGUUGACAUGCAGCCCAGACACGCCAAGGCCCAGACUGAAACUGAAACCACCAGAUCUUCCAGAUAUACCAACGGUCAGUGUGUGCUGGCAGUGCCGAGCUCAUCCAUGCUGGUCCCCGGCUUUGAUCUGACGAUUUGCAGGGCGCUGCUGGAGAAAGAGGGCUUCCAGAUUCCAGUGAGAGACUUUGAGAGCCCUUUAAAGACUGCUCUUGACCACGCGUCAGUCAGGAGAUAUCUGCUCUUCAACUCCUCCUUCUUCCACUUAAUCUUGGCUCCGGUGAUCUAUAUUGUGUUCUGGUGCGCAGUGUACUCCACCCUCCAUCUGUACCUCUCCAUCACAGACUACUGGGUGCUCUACCUGUCUGUCAGCCUAGUCUCCAUAUUACUCACCACUGCCAUAGUCCUUAGACUGCACAACAGCAACAAGAAGAUCAACAUGAACGUGGAUGUGCGUCUGAUCCAGGUAAACGAAAUGAUGAGCGCACACAAUCUGAUAGUGGGUGUGGCCGACUGGGUGCAGAACUGCACUGGGAAAUUACAGCUGUUCUGUGUAUACUGGGACAUGACCCGCUGUUUGAGGGCCCUGACUGAAACCGUGGAGGAUCUGAAGGCUGUGGGAGAGAACAAGGCCCAGAAGAAACUGAAGAAAAGGAUGUCCCAUCUCCUCUUGGUGUCAGAGGUCAUGAACCCUGACCCUGAGGUGGGUUCACGGGUCGAGGAGGGCUCUGAUGAAGAGAGGCCUUUGCUUCCGGAGCAGAAGGCGGACCACAAUACCUCCAACAGCCACCGGGAGGACACCAAACUCACCACCAACUACAGCCUCGUACCAGAACUCAGACUCCCAUCCCAGGCCGUGGCUCAGCAGCUCCUCCUCACAUACAGUGCAGCGUACGUCAAGCUGCUGGUCUCAGAGAGUCUGCCGGUCCAGAGUCGUGGGAGCCAGCUGUCCAGGAGGAGCCACUGCCCCAACGCCACCCUCUGCCUCUGUCAGUACAUCCAGGUCAGGGUGCUUCGCUGCUAGAGCCUCUCUGGAGGGGACACCCUGGAUUAUAUAUCCUCCUUUAUCAACCACUGUCACUAUACUACAUCCCAGAACACUGUAGGACAACCCUGCAUAUUUUCACUAAUGAUCACGCCCUGUUUCUGUUGAUGAUUUGUAAAAAACAAUAAAUAUAUUUUUUUUUUUCGA
Molecule: messenger RNA, 1641 nt
Organism: Osmerus eperlanus (European smelt)
Lineage: Eukaryota; Metazoa; Chordata; Actinopteri; Osmeriformes; Osmeridae
Gene: tmem268
Product: transmembrane protein 268
Exons: 10
Coding region: 430-1473 (347 amino acids)
Source: RefSeq, a predicted model, not a curated record